AAAGACGACCAGACGACCAGCAGGCGAUGUCGACUCGCUGAGAUGCGACUCUCCGCGCCGUCCCGCUUCACCACCUCCGUCCGGCCCAGGUCGACCCAGCCCAAGUCCAAGGCUGCCGCCUCCACAACCACAACCACAACCACAACCACAACUACAACUACAACAUCUACGCCAUCGCCAUCGCCCACGCCCACGCCGACUCCAACACCGCCGAGAUCGAGCUCACGACCGCGCGAGCAGCUGUCUCACUACCGCCUCCUCUUCAACAAUGUCCGUCCGCAGCUGACUGACGACCAGUUCGCAAAGAUGAGACACCAGCAGCCCGUUCAGCUGCCCUUCGACGCCGCCGGCAAUGGCCCCGUUGGCAUCCCAGAGAGCCCUCCUGGCGCCGGCGAGGGCAGCGACGGCACCGGCAGAGGCAUCGUGAUCGGCCUGCUGUCGGCCUUUGGCUCGGCCGGAGUCGCCCUGCUGGUGCUCGCCCUCUUCUUCUUCUUCAGAUACACCCACCGAGGCCGCAUCCUGCUCGACCGCAUCGGCCGGCCGGGCGAGUACGACGACGAGCAGGAGUUUGCCCGCGAAGAGGCAGAGGCCCUCGAGUCCAUGGACGAGCUGCAGGCUGCCGAGUACUUUAGAGCAAAAGCCUUUGUUCAGGCAAACCCCCCAGAGACAAUGCAGACCGAUAUAUCACUCUCCCAGUUCCUUGCGAUCCAGGAAAAGGGCGUGUCGGCAUGGGAGUUUGAGCCGGAGCUCGAGAUUGCCAACUGCUUUGUCGAGGGACGCACCGAGAUCGAGUUCUUCGACUCCGAGUGUGGCGUCCAGAGCAACCUGCCUGUCCCGAAGCAGAAUGACGUUUACUACUGGGAGGCGAAGAUUUACGACAAACCGGAGACUACGCUCAUCAGCAUCGGCAUGACUACCAAGCCCUAUCCGCUUUUUAGACUGCCUGGCUUCCACAAGUCAUCGGUUGCGUAUCAAUCUACCGGCCACAGGAGACACAACCAGCCCUUCAAUCCAACGCCCUACGCACCGCCUUAUGUCCAGGGAGACGUUGUAGGCGUGGGCUACCGACCUCGCAGCGGAACCAUCUUCUUCACUCGCAACGGCAAGAAGCUCGACGAUGUAGUCCACGGCCUCCGGUCGCAGAACUUCUUCCCGACUGUUGGUGCCAACGGGCCAGCUACCGUGCACGUCAACUUCGGCCAGAUGGGCUUCGUCUUCAUCGAGGCCAACGUCAAGAAAUGGGGUCUUGCGCCCAUGACCGGAAGCCUGGCUCCUCCGCCACCUUACGGCAGCGAGCAGGGAAGCAUUCUUCUCGAGGCCGGAGGCGAGAGCUCAGUCGCGGCCCAGGAAGCUGCCGGUCACAGCCAUCAUCUCCACGGCCACCAGACGCACGGCUCUACCACUGCGCCUGUACAGCAAUGGUGGCAUCCAGAGUACAUCCAACACCACGCCCAGCAUGCUCAUCAGGUACUGCAGCACCAGCGUCAACAGCAGCAACAGCAGCAGCAGCAGCAGCAGCAGCAGUCACAAACACAUGCACGAACCCGCAGUGGGACAGUACGAGGACACAGUCUGCAUCCAUCCGCCCAGGCGCCGUCUGCACCCGUCCGGACGCCAACAGACAUCUCACUGGGUCCCUUGCCCCAUAUAACCUCGCCAGCGGCCUCCUCGACUGCCGGGGCUGCAGCUGCGUCACCCUCGACCGUCACUUCAGACGCCCCCGCUGGUUCCGAGACGUCUGAGGCAACGACCGUUGUUCUGGUAGGCAAUAAUGACAGCAACGGCAACAGCAACAGCCACAGCCACAGCGCCAGUAAUAGCCGUCCUCCACUCGAUGACGUUCCUCCACCAGAAUACCGUAGCCCAGGUCACUCGCCGCCGUGCGGCCAGGCCGGAGGUCCCCCGGGCGAGGUCCCGCCUAUACCAACCUACGAUGCAGCGGUUCGUCAGUCCAGGGAACGAGACGGCCCGCGAGAUCAAGACGACUCUUGAUACAUCCUCCUCUUGCUUUCAUUUCUUUGCUUUUGUGACUCUUUUUGCUCAUGGCCGUCUGUCUACUUUUUAUAUCGUUGCUCCCCUUUUCCUUGCUUUACAUCCCUAUCAAAUCUAUGCUCGUUUAUUCCCCUGCAAAAUUAGCGACUCAUUCGAUCUGGACGGAACACGGUGUGGUACGGGUGCGGUCUCCUUCUCGGUGCUGGUGCGGUCUCUUUUUUUCAUUGAUAUUUCCUAUGCUCUGUUCAAGUCUGCUCUUCUUACACGGCGUUUCCUGCCCGUCCUUGUCCUUUCUCUCGCUCCUAUUUUCCCUUGACGCUCUUGACUCUCUGCUUGCCUGCCUUUCCCCAGUGGAUAUCUAUCUUUAUCUCUUUUGUCUUCCCCCCCUGAUGCAGCCCUGCCGGCGGCGCAGUCUCCUAUCAAACUCCCAACCACCCCCAGUGCAAUAAGACGCUUGCUUAUUCUCUCACUGCCUAUUUCCACCUACAUACACCCAUGCUUUGCUGUAACUAACGAGACGGAGGUUAAUAAGUAAUAACAUACGCAGCCUGUCCAUGUACAUAACUGCCUGCUCCCUGUCGAUAGCCAUCUCUGCCAUCCCUGCCUUUCGAUCUCGACAUCCUUCUAGUAACUAAGUAGUUAAGCAAGCUCCUCGACGAUGAAAGAACCAGGACAAAGAGACCUCGCCCUGCAGCAAGCCACAGCCUGCUAUCUGCUCCGUCGUC
Molecule: messenger RNA, 2717 nt
Organism: Trichophyton rubrum CBS 118892
Lineage: Eukaryota; Fungi; Ascomycota; Eurotiomycetes; Onygenales; Arthrodermataceae
Exons: 3
Coding region: 43-1992 (649 amino acids)
Molecular function (GO): protein binding
Source: RefSeq, a predicted model, not a curated record